UUCAGCACAGGCCCGCCCUCACUGGAACCGGUAGUUCCGGGAGAAAUAAACCCUAAGUUAAAACCCUCUCCAGUUUCGAAUUUCCUCGAUCGAUACAGUCAAUCGAUCGAUCGAGCGCAGGUUCCCUGACCUCCGAAAAUCUGAAUGUGGCACUGAGGUGCAGGAGUGGAAUGGCUCGAUGGGAUUGGGGUGGAAACUAUCAGGUCUUUCGUAUGGCAGCUGGAAGACCUAGCGGAUGGUAGAUUGGUUGAGUGGUACGCUGGAUGUGCUUUUACUACCUCCUCUUGUUCUGCUGCCGUAGUUCUGAAGGUCGGCUGGGAGGUGAAAUAGAAAGGGUUUUAGGUAGGAGCAUGUCCCAGAGACACGAGGAAAAGUGUAUGCACAUGGUGCACAAGACGUAGAGUAUUUGUUACUACGGGGAUUCUGGUGGAGUUGAGGUUCAGGUGCGCACAUCGUUCUUCCUCUAGGAGCUGAUCGGAAGAACAGUCGUAGGGGCGACGAUGGCCAUGAAAGAGGCAGACCCCGCAUUGGGGUUCUUGACGAAGAAGGAGACAGAGGUGAAAUUACCUCGUCCCACUCGUGUAAAGAAUAAGACCCCAGCACCAGUGCAAAUUACCGCGGAACAAAUUUUGAGAGAAGCUCGGGAGCGCCAGGAGGCGGAGAUACGACCUCCUAAGCAGAAGAUAACUGACGCGGAGGAGCUAGGUGAGUACAGGCUCCGCAGGCGCAAGGAAUUUGAAGAUCUUAUUCGUAGAGUAAGAUGGAAUACAUCUGUUUGGGUGAAGUAUGCUCAGUGGGAAGAAAGCCAGCGAGACUUUGCUCGUGCGAGGUCCAUCUGGGAGAGGGCCCUGGAAGUGGACUAUCGAAACACCACAUUAUGGCUAAAAUAUGCAGAAAUGGAAAUGAAGCAUCGGUUUGUGAAUCAUGCAAGGAAUGUGUGGGACAGAGCUGUUUCGCUUCUUCCUCGUAUCGACCAGUUGUGGUACAAGUACAUCCACAUGGAAGAAAUGCUGGGUAAUGUGGCUGGUGCCAGACAGAUUUUUGAGAGAUGGAUGGCAUGGGAGCCAGACCAUCACGGAUGGUCAGCUUUUAUGAAGUUCGAGCUCAGGUACAAUGAAAUCGAAAGAGUUAGAGCUAUCUUUGAGAGGUAUGUGCAGUGCCAUCCCACCGUAAAGGCGUGGGUGCGCUAUGCCAAAUUUGAGGUGAAGAAUGGGGAGGUUGCAAGGGCUCGGAGGUGUUAUGAAAGGGCCAUAGAAGAGCUGGGUGAGGAUGGGCAAACCGAGGAACUCUUUGUGGCAUUUGCGGAAUUUGAGGAGCGGUUCAAGGAAUUAGAAAGAGCCAGGUGCAUAUACAAGUAUGCCUUAGAUCACAUUCCUAAAGGGCAAGCCGAGGAUCUCUACCGGAAGUUUGUUGGAUUUGAGAAGCAGUACGGUGACAGGGAGGGCAUUGAAGACGUGAUUGUUGGAAAGCGAAGGUUUCAGUACGAAGAAGAUGUGAAGAAGAAUCCCUUAAACUACGAUUCUUGGUUUGAUUAUGCACGGCUAGAAGAGAGUGUUGGCGACCACGAGAGAACCAGGGAAGUCUACGAAAGAGCCAUUGCAAAUGUGCCUCCUGCCGAAGAAAAGCGUUAUUGGCAAAGAUACAUUUACCUCUGGAUAAACUACGCUCUGUAUGAGGAAUUGGAGGCGGAAGAUACGGAUAGAACUCGGGAGGUGUACAGGGAGUGUUUGAAGCUCAUACCACAUAAGAAGUUUUCCUUCGCGAAGAUCUGGUUAAUGGCGGCCCAAUUUGAAAUUAGGCAAAAGAACCUCCCCGGAGCUCGCCAAUUGCUAGGGACUGCAAUUGGAAUGGCUCCAAAAGAUAAGAUUUUCAAGACGUACAUAGAAAUAGAGUUGCAGCUUGGUAACAUCGACAGAUGUCGGAACCUGUACGAGAAAUAUUUAGAAUGGGCUCCUGCAAACUGCUACGCUUGGAGCAAAUAUGCGGAGCUGGAGAGGUCAUUAGGAGAGACAGAUCGAGGAAGGGCGAUAUUCGAACUGGCCAUUGCGCAGCCAGUAUUAGACAUGCCCGAGCUGCUUUGGAAGGCAUACAUUGAUUUCGAGAUAUCCGAAGUGGAGCACGAGCGAACCAGACAGCUUUACGAGAGGCUGCUAGAUCGUACUAAGCACUUGAAAGUCUGGGUCAGUUAUGCUAAAUUUGAGGCUGGUCUCCCAUUAGAAGAAGAGUCAAUCUCUGAGGAGGAAGGCCGAGAACCUGAUGCACAGAUACUCGAAACGCAAAAGCAGCAACGGGUUUUGAGAUCGCGAGGGGUGUUUGAGAGGGCCUUUGAGAGCUUCCGAAGUUCUGCUCCGGAGCAGAAGGAGGAGAGGUCUAUGCUUUUGGAAGAGUGGCGAGAAAUAGAGCGCAGCUUUGGGGACUUGGGAGACGUAGCAUCAGUCCAAAAGAAGAUGCCACGUCGGGUGAAACGCAAACGUCCUAUCAUUUCAGAUGAUGGGACAGCAGCUGGAUUUGAGGAGUACACGGAUUACAUCUUUCCAGAAGAAACUGGCAUGGCUCCCAAUCUCAAAAUCUUGGAGGCUGCACGCUUGUGGAAGAAACAGAAAAUUGCAGAAGAAGACGAAGAUGAUGAAUAACAGUUUGAAAUUUCAAUGUGCUGUACAUAUAUUGUUCCAUUGUAAAAUUACCAUGAAAUUUUGGUCGGUGAAUACGGUCUAUAAGUUUGUGAUUGAGUUCAGAUAAUUUUCACUGGAUGUCUUAUUAUAUCCAUGCCUUUGUUGUUUAUACACGUUUGUUGUCAUGGCCCUUAUAGAGUGAUACACGUUUGUUAUCUUGUUCCAUUUUCGCUCCUCCUGCGACAGGAAGACCUAAGUUGAUUUCGCGACUUGCC
This is a messenger RNA of Marchantia polymorpha subsp. ruderalis, 2887 nucleotides long. NCBI's taxonomy places the organism in Eukaryota, Viridiplantae, Streptophyta, Marchantiopsida, Marchantiales, Marchantiaceae. The record is from the annotation of a GenBank genome assembly.